GCUGUGUAGAUGGCGGGGCAGUGAUGGUAUCAGGACAGCUGAGCUAUGUAGAACUGGACUUAAGCAGACUUGGAUUCCAGACGGAGGCCAACAGGGUGAGUGAUCCUCUCUCCUCCAUUUCAGUGGUCCACUCAGCACAGAUCCUUUUCCUUCUUACAAGAACUGCAGCCGUCGUCACGACGCACUUCAAACCCAACGGAUUGUGUCUUUUUUUAGUCACUUCUUUCAGGUUUUUGGCAAUUCUCCGGUGGUCUGCCCCUCACCCCCCUUGUGGUCUGGAACAAUGGCUCUGGGAGUUCUCAAUCCACCCAUGAAAAGUUCCCCCCGGGAGAGUGAAUGUUUGGACAGCAGUUCCACGGAGGAACCGGAACCGGAACCGGGACCUCCACUGAAAAGCUAUCUUCUUUUAAGCAUGUUUACCUGCUUGUGUCCUGCUUACCCUGUCAACAUUGUCGCCUUGGUCUUCUCUCUCAUGUCUAGGAGCAGCUACUACAACGGCGACUACGACGGCUCGCUGCGUCUGGGCAAGAACGCUCUCUAUGUGGCCAUCGCCUCCAUCAUCAUCGGCCUCCUCAUCAUCGCCAUCAUCUGCGUGCUCCACUUUACGCCCAUGUAUCACUGAACAAGACUUACGUUUGGACUGAACUGAAUGGACGACGCUCAAGUUUCCUCUUCUCCAGAUGGAGACUUGUGGAUAUUCCCCAUCACGGUCUUCACCGCGGACUUUACAGCAAGAGAAGCCGCGAUUACUGUCAGGUUUAAGCAUCGAACUAUCUGUUAAACAGAACAAGAAGCAAGGAAUCAGGCAGAGACAGAGUUCAAUUUUGCUCAUGAGGAGAACGCAUGGCACUGCACACUCAGUUACAGUCUCACCCUACGCUCUGAGGAACAGCC
Entelurus aequoreus (snake pipefish) is the source of this 894-nucleotide messenger RNA. Its product is annotated as transmembrane protein 233. The coding region runs from base 284 to 622 and encodes 112 amino acids. The transcript is spliced from 3 exons. The record is from RefSeq and is a predicted model, not a curated record. Gene Ontology annotation, cellular component: membrane. NCBI's taxonomy places the organism in Eukaryota, Metazoa, Chordata, Actinopteri, Syngnathiformes, Syngnathidae.